AACUCUUGCAUAUGUUCCCAUUGUUCCUAUGCUACAGAAGUUGCUUAACAAAACAGAUGUUUUAGACAAAGCUAUGUCAGAAAAAGUACAUGUCCCUCAGGAAUUCAGAUCAUAUGCUGAUGGGCAAUACUUUACUGAAAAUCCAUUUCUUGCAAAAGAUGAGUUCACAAUUGCUCUUGUACUUUACAUUGAUGACUUUGAAGUCGCCAAUCCUCUUGGAACAUCAAAGCUAAAACACAAGAUGUGUGCAGUAUACUGGGUUAUUGCAAACAUACCUUCAAAAUAUCGGUCAACCCUCAGCUCUAUCCAACUUGCUCUACUGUGCAAUACCUCCACAGUCAAGGAGUGUGGUUAUGCAAAAGUUUUCCAACCUUUGAUCUAUGAUCUAAAAUUAUUGGAGCAGAAUGGCGUUUACCUGGAGCAACUAGGUGCCAGUGUGAAAGGUACACUCUUGUAUGUUGCAGCUGACAAUCUUGCUGCCCACUCUCUUGCAGGUUUCCUGGAGAGUUUUACUGUCGACAAAUUCUGCAGAUUCUGUUUGGCAAGCAGUAGAGACACUCAACAACUACAGAUGGCUAUGGAACAGAAAUUAACAAUGCGAGUUAUCGUCUCCGAGGGAGAUAUAAGAAAGAUGACAAUGAACCCUCGACCAUACAUACUUGAAGAUUUGAUUAGCUGGCUCAAAGGCACUCUCCAAACAAACUACAAUUUUACCUUACAGUACCAAGAUCCUGAAUUUAAUAAUGAAUUAUGCAACCUCACAGACUUGUCUGAGCUCCCAGAUAAACCAACAGUUAAAAUCAUCCCUAUCGUUGAGCUUGUACCAGUCCCUGGAGGUUCUGAAUUAUGUAGUGACACAGGCAGCCAGGCAGACACAGAGAUCCUGUCCAUCUCUUUGGAUAGAAGUUCUCAGUGGCCAGAGGUAUUUGAAAUUCCCAAAUUUCAAGUCGAUGUAGAGUAUAGACUACGCCAAGGUAACCUGCAGUAUCUCAGGGAUGCAACCUUUCUUAAAGUCACAAAAGAACUAAAGCAUGACAUACUCGAGAAAUUGGCUGAGACCAUGUAUGCAUUUAAAGCAUACCCAACGAAAGAAGAUUUUGAGACUGUUGCUAAGGCUUUAGUGCAAACACACCCAUGCCUUAAAGAAACCGGGUCACCCUCUGGCUGGAACGGUUGGAAGAAUAGCCUUAAGUUCAAAAUGGGUAAUUAUAGAACCAAAAUGCGGCAGCUGGGUCGACUUGAUGUUACUGUCAAUGGUGGCAAGCGAGGAAGUGACACUACAAAUGGCGAUCCUCCCAACACACAGAUCAAGAAGCCAAAGAAAGGGGAAAUAAAUUUCCUGCCUGAUUUUCCAGAGGGGAUGAAUGACCAGACCAUGGAAGUAGCUCGUGAGGUUCUGGUCAAUGAAAUGAUGAAGACAAAGCCAAAGGAAUCCCUGGUUAAGAAAGAGAUGGAUGUGACAUUUGCUUUUCGCAGAAAGGAGAUUGUCAAAGAGAAGCCUGCCAUCAGCCAGCUGGUGCCAGCCAGCUCUUUUUACAGAAAAUCAGGUUUCUUAUGAAUUUGGCAGAGUGGUAGGGAAAAAUCUCAGAGAAAACUUCUUGGAUGCACUUGACCAUUUGACUCCAAGCCUCAUUAACCUCUUCAAAAAGAAGAAAGGCCUUACUGGUCAGCUUUUGGCUGAACUUUUAUGCCAGACAAAGACAACUGAGCCAACAGACGUCAGAUGCCUUUGUCUUCGGGGACUUCCGGUCAUCUUGGGCGAUGAUCCUUCUGCUUUCUUCAAGACCUGCUUUGACACAGCUGACAAUGACUUGUACAGGCAAACUCCAGUGGGAUUGCUUUUCAUCGGUGAAGAGAACCUUAAGCUGAACCCGUCCAAAGUGGGAAUCAUCUUGGAAGGGAAUGUGGUGAUGUAUGACCUGGCCAACCUUCCUCAGGCCUUCUGGGUCCUUUUUGGACUGAUAUAUGCCCUGCACCUGGACUAUCCCAAAUACAUGAAAAACACUUUUUGCUUUGUUCAGCAGGUGAUGUUAAACCUGGGUAAAAGUGAGCUGGCACCCAAAAUUCAGACUCUGAAAAACCAACUUACAGUGUAAAGAGGUGUUGUUACACUAUUUCUCCAGAUAUGAGAAAUAUUGUUUGUUCUUUUAGAAAAGCGACUUGUUUGCACUGUUAUGCCCUUUUUAUAUUUUAUGUUAUUGGAUUGGCACUGAUAUGUCUGGUUUCAUUCAGAUUAACAAACCAAAAACUGAGGAAAAUCAGUUUGCAGUGUUAAGUGGUGUUCUGAAUCGUUGCACUACUGCUCCUGAUACCAGGUGCCUAGUUUUGUGCUUUU
This is a messenger RNA of Tachysurus vachellii, 2335 nucleotides long. RefSeq lists its product as uncharacterized. Lineage: Eukaryota; Metazoa; Chordata; Actinopteri; Siluriformes; Bagridae. Bases 29 to 1558 code for a protein of 509 amino acids. The record is from RefSeq and is a predicted model, not a curated record. The transcript is spliced from 5 exons.